Molecule: messenger RNA, 1122 nt
Organism: Diprion similis
Lineage: Eukaryota; Metazoa; Arthropoda; Insecta; Hymenoptera; Diprionidae
Gene: mRpL15
Product: 39S ribosomal protein L15, mitochondrial
Exons: 5
Coding region: 151-1035 (294 amino acids)
Biological process (GO): translation
Cellular component (GO): mitochondrial large ribosomal subunit
Molecular function (GO): structural constituent of ribosome
Source: RefSeq, a predicted model, not a curated record
GAUUCCAAUUAGUGGUGGGGAUAGUGGAAAAGAGUAGGAGCGUUGAGGAGCGUGUACUUGCAGGGUGCUUGCUUUGGGAUCUUCCUUGGAGUCUUUUAAUAACUAUUAAUUAAUCUUUAUGAGUGAUACAGUUUAAUUCUAUCUAUAAAAAUGAGCGGCAAACAAGGACGUGAGUUAGCUCUGUCAAUGCUCCGAGUACUGCCCCGUGUAACUUUGGCGAAUAUUCGAGAUAAUCCUGGCUCAAGACAAACUAAAAAAAGAGGCAGAGCUCAGCACGGAGGUGAUUACCAUGGAGCAGGAAAUAAGGGAUCAGGUCAAAGGCAAAACUACAUGCGUCCUGGUUACGAAACUGGAAAUAAUCCAUUUUACUUGAGAUUUGGUCUCGAGCCAUAUUAUAAAGGGCAUCACCUGAGGAGACAGUACCCACCUUUGUCUUUAUCGAAACUUCAACAAUUCAUAGAUACAAACAGAAUAGAUGCUUCGAAACCUAUAGAUCUCGCAGCUCUACUGAAUACUGGACUUUAUCAUAUAUCGCCACCCAUGAAACAUGCAGGAGUUCACCUCACUGAUGAGGGAGCUGACGAGUUUCAAGGAAAAGUUAAUAUAGAAGUUCAAUGGGCAUCAGAGCCUGUAAUUGCUGCAAUUGAACGAAAUGGCGGAGUAAUUACGACAACCUACUACGAUCAACAGAGUUUGCAUGCUGUAUUGAAUCCCAGAAAGUUUUUCGAGAAAGGUGAAGCUAUUCCAAGAAGAAUGUUGCCCCCCAUGGAUUGCUUGGAGUAUUAUUCAAGCGCAGCAUCUCGUGGAUAUUUAGCAGACCCAGAAAAAAUAUCUCACGAGCGCUUGGUGCUAGCGCAAAAGUACGGCUAUAAUCUUCCGAAAAUUGAGGAAGAUCCUCAAUAUGAAAUGCUGUCUGAACGUAAAGACCCUCGUCAAAUAUUCUAUGGACUCGAGCCAGGCUGGGUCGUCGUCCUCAAGGACAAGGCAAUAUUGAAACCAAAAGCCGAUUAUUUGAAAGAAUUUUACCAAAAUUAAUAACCCAUGUAUUUAUAGUUCCUUAAAUAAAAACAUCAUGUACAGUAGAAUUAUAUAUUAUUUUCAUUGGAUUAAUGUCGUUGUCGU